AUGACUCUUGUUAAAACAUAUUGUGGCGAUAUUAUAAAAUUCAUAAGUGCUCCAUAUAUUAAAUAUUUAUACAGUUUUUAUUGUCAUGUGGCAUUUUUAUUACUUUUCACCUAUGCAUUAUUAUGUAAUUUCUUCCCUCUUUAUGAUAUUCCAUUCGAUUCAUGUGGAGCGUCCCAUGAACUUGAAAAUGUCGCAGACUUGGAAAAUGUAACUAAAACUCAAUCGAAUCACAACAAUGAGACUAAAAUAAAUACUACAGUGCCAUAUGGAUUUCAAAAACAUGGUCACCCAUCUAUUGAAGAAUACAUCCUUUUCGUUUGGGUUUCAACAUUACUACUUGAAGAACUUCGACAAUUGUUCUCUGGAGAAGCACCUUCGAUUUAUAAAAAAAUUUCAAUUUAUCUUAGCCCAUUUUGGAAUAAGCUCGAUGCUCUAGCUAUAUUACUUUUCUAUGUUGGUUGUGUUCUUCGAUUUUGCCCACCAGCAGAAUGUUUUUGUGCAGCACGCAUUGUGUUAUCAUUCGAUCUAACGCUUUGGUUUAUACGUUCAUUAGAUAUAUUUGCAGCUAUCAGACGACUGGGCCCCAAACUUGUUAUGAUUGGUGAAAUGGUAAAUGAUUUGAAGUCUUUCAUGCUUAUGUUAACUGUGUUUAUUUUGGGCUUUGGUGUAUGCUUUCAUAGUCUUUUAUACGGCACGAAGGUACUGAGCUGGCACAUACUUCGUGACAUUAUAAAUCUCGCUUAUUGGCAAAUGUUUGGAGAAUUAAGUUCAUUGCAAUUAUUCGACAAAAAUUAUCAGGCCAAUGGCUAUGCUCUAUUUUUUUUGCUCGUUGUCUAUAUGGCAAUUGUUAGUGUACUUUUAGUCAAUUUGCUUAUUGCAAUGCUCAGUUAUAUAUUCGAUCGACUUCAUACUAAUACCGAUGAAAUUUGGAAAUUUCAACGAUAUGAAUUAAUACGCGAAUAUUUAUCUCGACCAUCGUUACCACCUCCACUCAUUCUUCUGUCUCAUGUUUGGCGAUUAGUGCUAUACACUUUGCUAAAAUGUUACAGAUCAGAAUGUUUCAAAAAAAUAUAUGAUCAACACAGAAAACGAACUACAUAUAGGAUAACGUGCAGUGAAAAAUUUGCUUCUGUUAUCGAAAAAGCUGAAGAUGCACUUGUUGAUGAUACUUAUUAUAAUUAUUCAAAACCUCGUGAACCCUUAAGUGAAGAACAUGAAAUUGAUGAAGAAUCAACUCAUAGUUCACAAGAGGUUGUGCUAAAAAAAAUACAAGUACUGGAAAGUCAAGUGCAAGUAAUUCGUGACCAAGUAAAAGCGACACGUGAUGAAGUGAGAUUUCUUAUUAGUAUGUUGUAUCAUAUUGAAACAUAUUCUUUUCAGCAAAAUCAAAUUUUAAACUAUCUUGAUUGUAUAAUGGAAGGUAUCAAAAAUAUGAGUGGAGUCUAUGUUAGAAUGCCUAAACGACGUCAUGUUGAAGUAGAUGAUCGAAGUGAUGAAACAUUACAUCAUGAUUAUUAUACGAGAGAAAAGGGUGGACAAAAUCCGUUAUCAGAUGUAGCGGAUGUUUCGACCACUGUUCAUUCAAAUGAACGUGCGUCAACAGCCAGUCAAGGUCGCGUACAUCUUGGAACAUAA
Molecule: messenger RNA, 1635 nt
Organism: Rotaria socialis
Lineage: Eukaryota; Metazoa; Rotifera; Eurotatoria; Philodinida; Philodinidae
Source: the annotation of a GenBank genome assembly